Molecule: messenger RNA, 1320 nt
Organism: Aspergillus melleus
Lineage: Eukaryota; Fungi; Ascomycota; Eurotiomycetes; Eurotiales; Aspergillaceae
Product: CFEM domain-containing protein
Exons: 8
Coding region: 1-1320 (439 amino acids)
Source: RefSeq, a predicted model, not a curated record
AUGCGAUUCCAACGGGGGCUAUUACUUUAUGGAUUCCUUCUAAUUACUCUGGUGGUCUGUUCGGCCGCCAAAGACCCCGAUCUUUAUUCCUUUCCUCAGUGCGCGCUGUCCUGUGGAGAGCAAGUAAAUUGCGCGCCGGACGAUACAAGAUGUGCCUGUUCAGAUCGGGUAUUCGAGGGAUCGUUAGGAACAUGCUUUACAUCGAAUUGUACCAUUAAGGAGCAGUUUGUUACCAAACGACUUCGUGCCCAAGAAUGCGGCUUUUCGGAACAUAAGGGUCGACCUGCCAUAGAUCCGGCGACCCUGGUGCCGCUCAUUCUCUCCUCACUUCUCUUUAUCUGCCGUAUAUUCGCUAAGAUUAUCCAUCUUGGUGGAGGUUGGGGAUGGGACGACACCACCAUUACCAUUUCCUAUGCUUUGGCGUUGGAGUUGUUCAUUGUCAACAUCUACAUGAUCCAUCAUGGCUUCGGCUCGAACAUGUGGGACAUCAUUCCUUUCAGCAACAUUACUAUGGUUUAUAAGCUCUUCUACGCCUUCGUUCUCAGCUACAAAGUUCAAAUCUCUCUCGCCAAAAUAUCCGUCUGUCUAUUCCUGCUGCGAAUCUUCCAAUCGGCCGUCUUCCGUCACGUCACGUACGUCGUCAUCGGUUUGAAUGCUGCCAUCGCUUUGUCCUGGGUGAUGAGCGACUCGCUGCAAUGUAUGCCCGUGCAUAUGGCCUGGACGGGCUGGGCGGGUGAGGAAGAGGGGAAAUGCAUCGACUUCAUCACGGCGACGUUGACCAACGCACUGGUGAACAUUUUUGUGGAUUUCGCCAUGGUUGCUGCACCUGUGUAUGAGAUCACGAAGUUGCAGUUGUCCAAGAAGAAGAAGAUUGGAGUGGGACUGAUGUUUGCGAUGGGAUUGCUGUUAACCAUUGUGGCAAUCAUCCGAGUCAUCGUCUUCUGGAACAACCGCUGGUCCGACAACCAGACCGCGCAACUUCAACCCAUCGUCCACUGGUCCGUCAUCGAAGUCCAGAUCGCCGUUCUCUGCGCCUGUCUCCCCGCUACCCGCGCUCUUGUCGGCCACUUCAUGCCUGACCUCGUCAGCGUGUACGGCAAGAAAUCGUACGCCACGCACGGCGCCCCGCUGAGCAGUAACGCAUACCCCCCCGCUUCAAACGCAAAGGGCGAGAUCGCCAAAACGAUGACAUACUCGGUGAACUAUACAUCGAGGGCGCAGCGCGACGACUCGGGGAGCUCAGUCGAGCUGGUCGAGGUUGACCAGGAGAAUUUGGAAGGGGGAAGGGUGAACGGAAGAAGCGGAGGGAGUCGAGUGUAA